AUGGUAGACUACUACGAGGUGCUGGGCGUGCCCCGCGAGGCCUCGUCGGAAGCCAUCAAGAAGGCGUACCGCAAACUGGCGCUCAAGUGGCACCCGGACAAAAACCCCGAGAACAAGGAGGAGGCGGAGAGGCGAUUCAAACAAGUGGCCCAGGCCUACGAGGUGUUGUCCGACGCCAAGAAAAGAGACGUGUACGACCGCUAUGGCGAGGCGGGAGUGGAGGGCGGCGGCCGCGCCGGCGGCGGCAGGCCAUUCGAGGACCCCUUCGAGUGCGUCUUCACCUUCCGGGACCCGGCCGACGUCUUCAGAGAGUUCUUCGGUGGCCGGGACCCGUUUUCGUUCGACUUCUUUGGAGACCCGCUGGAGAACUUUUUGGGGGGUCGGAGGAGAUCCCGAGGAAGCCGAUGCCGGGGGUCCUCGUCGCUCUUCUCUGCCUUCAGUGAAUUUCCAGCAUUUGGAGGUGGUUUUUCUCCUUUUGAUACCGGGUUUACCUCAUUUGGUUCCAUUGGGAAUGGGGGCCUCUCUUCCAUCUCCAUGUCCUGUGGUAGUGGGGGGAUGGGCAACUUUAAAUCUAUGUCGACUUCCACCGAAAUCAUGAACGGCAAAAUGAUCACCACCAAGAGAAUCGUGGAGAAUGGCCAAGAAAGGAUAGAAGUGGAAGAAGAUGGGGAGCUGAAGUCCCUGAUAAUAAAUGGCAAAGAGCAGUUGUUAAGCACUGACACCAAGUGA
Budorcas taxicolor (takin) is the source of this 729-nucleotide messenger RNA. Its product is annotated as dnaJ homolog subfamily B member 3-like. Gene Ontology annotation, cellular component: cytosol; endoplasmic reticulum membrane. The coding region runs from base 1 to 729 and encodes 242 amino acids. The transcript has a single exon. Lineage: Eukaryota; Metazoa; Chordata; Mammalia; Artiodactyla; Bovidae. Gene Ontology annotation, molecular function: Hsp70 protein binding; ATPase activator activity. Gene Ontology annotation, biological process: positive regulation of proteasomal ubiquitin-dependent protein catabolic process; protein refolding. The record is from RefSeq and is a predicted model, not a curated record.